GGCUCCUAGAGCGCCUGCGCAGCCGGUGGGGCUGCCAGGAAGAACCGCAGGGCGGAAGCCUGCACCCCCGGAGCCCAGGAGCCCAGGAGAGCGCGUGCAAGGCGAAAAGAAAGUGAAUGCGCUGUUGAAUUGUGGGAGCUGGAUGAGAAUGGAACACUCAUUGUCAGCACGUUCUGCAAGUAUGAGCACAUGGCUGUUGUGUCCACACGUCAAAGUUUGGAACCUCGUUUAACAGAUGGUUUUGCAUUCAUAUGAAGGCUCCUGGACUCCAUCAGUGCGAUGACCUGCAGUCUUCAUAGAGGUUGGGGCACUGGCCGAGAACACAACAGCCCCCCCUGCCAGGGUUCCACUGACCGUAGAGCAUUUGCCUACUUUAGCACUGUAAGGAACUUGCCAUGAGAAUAUCGGUGAGAUGAUGGAGCACCUGCUGAGCAGCUCCUCAUGAGGUUCCCCACGAGGACAGAGCGGACGCCUCACUUCUUCAGAUGUGUCUGUGGAACAUCCCCCUCAGGACAAGGUCUACUGGGACCCACAACCAGGAAGCUGGUCUACCAUGAGGCUUGGCUGUUCUACUGCAGGUGCGACUAGGCUCAGCCUAUAAGCUAGUGUGCUAUUUUACCAACUGGUCUCAAUAUCGACCAGACCCAGCCAAGUUCUUUCCCAAGGAUGUGGACCCAUGUCUCUGCACACACUUGAUAUAUGCCUUCGCCACCAUGAAUGACAACAAGAUUGCUCCUUAUGAAUGGAAUGAUAUUGAUGUUCUGUAUCCUCAGUUCCUAGCCCUGAAAGAACGCAACAAAGAUCUGGUCAACUUGUUGGCCAUUGGUGGCUGGAACUUUGGCACUCAGAAAUUCACCACCAUGGUCUCCACAGCUGCCAACCGCAAAAUCUUCAUCUGCUCUGUCAUUGACUUCCUUCGUCAACAUGGAUUUGAUGGUAUUGACUUGGAUUUUGAAUAUCCAGGGUCUCGGGGAAGCCCACCUGAGGACAAACAGCGAUUUACCAUCUUGAUUAAGGAAAUGCUAACAGCUUUUGAUGAAGAGGCUAAAAAUACAGGACGCCCCAGACUGCUGAUCACAGCAGCUGUAUCUGCUGGCAAAGGAACCAUUGAUGCAGGAUAUGAAAUUGCAGAGAUUGGGAAGCUCCUUGAUUUCAUCAGUGUGAUGACCUAUGACUUCCACGGUGGCUGGGAUACAUGUACAGGGCACAACAGUCCGCUGCAUGUGGGAUCCAAGGAUGAAGGCGACAUGCGUUAUUUCAACUGUGAAUUUGCCAUGAAGUACUGGAGAGCCAACGGGGUCCCUUCAGAGAAGCUCCUCAUGGGGUUCCCCACCUAUGGGAGGACUUUCCGGCUCAGCACUUCUGACACCUCUGUCUGUGCCCCAGUCUCUGGAGCAGGGUCAUCUGGGCCAUACACACGUGAGGCUGGCUUCUGGGCUUCCUAUGAGGUCUGCACAUUCCUAAAUGGAGCCACAAAAGUCUGGAUUGAAGACCAAAAAGUCCCAUAUGCUUAUAAAGACACUGAGUGGGUUGGUUAUGACAAUAUUGAGAGCUAUGGAUAUAAGGUUGACUUUCUUAAGGAGAACAAUCUUGGUGGGGCCAUGGUUUGGGCCAUUGAUCUGGAUGACUUCUCAGGCUCCUUCUGUAAUGAGGGCAAAUAUCCACUCAUAAGCAAGCUGAAGUCACUCCUGGGUCUGUCCUCAGAAUGUACUCCACCAGCCACCAAGACCUGGUAUAACCAACUAGUGACACCCAGAAGUGAAGGUUUCUGUGCCGAUGUUGGUGGAGAUGGCGGCAGUGGUGGAGAAAGUGGUGGCGAUGGAGGCAGUGGAGGAGGAGGAGGAGAAGGCGGUGGUGAUGGAGGCAGUGGAGGAGACGACGGUUUCUGUACUGGGAAAGCAGAUGGCAUUUACAGUGAUCCUAAAGACAGCACCAAGUACUACCAGUGUGCUGGAGGCAGAACCUUCCACUUCCAGUGUGCCCAGGGUCUGGUGUUUGACGAGAACUGCAAGUGUUGUAAUUGGCCUUCAAUUUAAAGUGUUGGCAAAAUGCUGCUUUGUCAUAGAUUCUCUUGAACUGCAUUCAGACUACCUCUUCCAAUUUUCCAAGUAGGCCAUGAAUGAUACCAAUCUGAUUGUAAACACCCUCCCUUACUAAAACAGCCUUAUGACUAGGCUUUACUCCAUUAAAACCUUAAAAAAAAAAGUCGUAAGCCCCUGAAACCAAUUCCAUAUAUAAAAUAAAUAUGACACGGCAUGUUUUA
This is a messenger RNA of Sus scrofa (pig), 2263 nucleotides long. RefSeq names its product acidic mammalian chitinase. Gene Ontology annotation, cellular component: extracellular region. NCBI's taxonomy places the organism in Eukaryota, Metazoa, Chordata, Mammalia, Artiodactyla, Suidae. The record is from RefSeq and is a predicted model, not a curated record. Gene Ontology annotation, biological process: carbohydrate metabolic process; chitin catabolic process. Gene Ontology annotation, molecular function: chitin binding; chitinase activity.